AUUUGUUUUUUUUUUCUUCUUCUUUCACAUUAAGAAAUGAACGAUUCUACCAAAGACACUCUUUACAAGGUUGCUGACGUUACAAAAACCAUCAUUCAUUGGGGUUUUAUUCCUUUUGUUAUUUACUUGGGUAUGACCCGUAGUAACCCUAGACCCUCCAUUCUCAAGCUUGUUUCUCCUCUUGCUUAAAUUCACUUGUACAAAACUCAUUUAUAUUGUAUCAAUCAUCCUUUUGUUUAAUUCAAUAAAAACUACAAGAAUAGCUUGUAUAUAG
This is a messenger RNA of Gilbertella persicaria, 274 nucleotides long. RefSeq names its product TOM7 family-domain-containing protein. Gene Ontology annotation, cellular component: mitochondrial outer membrane; mitochondrial outer membrane translocase complex. The transcript is spliced from 3 exons. Lineage: Eukaryota; Fungi; Mucoromycota; Mucoromycetes; Mucorales; Choanephoraceae. The record is from RefSeq and is a predicted model, not a curated record. Gene Ontology annotation, biological process: protein insertion into mitochondrial outer membrane; protein import into mitochondrial matrix. Bases 37 to 189 code for a protein of 50 amino acids.